This is a messenger RNA of Humulus lupulus (European hop), 837 nucleotides long. RefSeq names its product vegetative cell wall protein gp1-like. Lineage: Eukaryota; Viridiplantae; Streptophyta; Magnoliopsida; Rosales; Cannabaceae. The transcript has a single exon. Bases 1 to 837 code for a protein of 278 amino acids. The record is from RefSeq and is a predicted model, not a curated record.
AUGCUAUACAGUGGCAGACCGAUCUCUCCCAAUUGCUGUAAUGCAAUUGCCGACAUCUACUACAACAGUGAUUGUGGUUUUUAUAAGCCAUACACUAAUUUCUUUCUACAGGGUAAUUAUUAUUGUUCUCGCCAUUACUAUUUUUAUAAUUUUCCACGCCAUCCUCAAUAUCCUCCUCCUUAUUAUUUUCCACCUUGCCCUCAUUACCCGCCCUCUCCUCUUCCUCAUCCUUCUCCUCCUACCCUGCCACCCCCUCAUCCUUCUCCUUCUCCUCCUACACCGCCGUCUUCUCAUCCUACUCCCACAACGCCGCCUUCUCCUCCACCCCCUUCCCAUCCUCAUCCUUCUCCUCCUACACCGCCCUCCUCUCAUCCUACUCCCACAGCGCCGCCUUCUCCUCCACCCCCUUCCCAUCAUCAUCCUUCUCCUCCUACACCGCCAUCUUCUCAUCCUACUCCUACAACACCGCCCUCUUCUCGUCCUACUCCCACACCACCGCCUUCUCCUACUACCCCGCCCUCUUCUCAUCCACCUCCCACAACGUCGCCUUCUCCUCCUACACCUACACCGCCGUCUUCUCAUCCUAAUCCUACAACACCGCCUUCUCCUACUACACCGCCGCCAAGUAAGAGUAACUGUAGUGAGAUAAUGCAACGUCUUAAUCCAUGCAUUAACGAGAUGAUAGCGUACAAUAAUCGAGGGUCCGGUCAAAUAAGCUCGAUAUGUUGCGACAUUAUUUUGCAGGCUUCUGAUUCAUGCAACACUGCUAAUGGUUCGUAUUCAUGGUCCGUCUCCAUUUCUGGACCUGCCUUGGAUUACUGCAGGAAUCAUCACUAG